UAAUCAAUGGGUCUGAACCAAAAAAACACAAUAGGUAGCUGAGCUACAGAGAUUCUUGCUCUUCCCUGCCCACAGAUUUCCCAGAAGUAAUAAAAGUUCUUACAAAAUCUUGCUAGAUCUAUCCUCCUUAAUUUUCCCAAAAAGGAGUUCGAUAAAAUCGACCUGCCCUGAAACAAAAAUCGAUAAAUCGAUCGGAAAACUCCGCCGGGAAAUGUCGAACAGGUGUUUGAGCUUCACAGCAUCAAGAGACAGCUGCUAUAGAUUCUCCUUCUCCGGCGCCGGACUGAGGUCCACCACCGCCGACCUCGGCGACGGCACCGUCGUCCACUGCUGGGCCCCGAAAGCCCACAAGCCCAAGAAGCCGACUCUGAUCCUCAUCCACGGACUCGGCGCCAACGCAAUGUGGCAGUGGAACGACGUCGUUUCGCCCCUCGCCUUGAAAUUCAACGUCUACGUCCCGGACCUCAUCUUCUUCGGCGAUUCCUACACCACCCGGUCGGACCGGACCGAGGCGUUUCAGGCGAGUUGCGUGAUGCGGGCGGUGGAGGCGAUCGGCGCCGCCAAGCCGAUGCGCGUCGUCGGGCUGAGCUACGGCGGAUUUGUGGCCUACAGCAUGGCGGCGCAAUUCCCCGCGGCGGUGGAUAGAGUGGUGCUAGGAUGCGCCGGGGUGUGCUUGGAGGAGGAGGAUAUGGCGGCGGGGAUGUUCAGCGUGAAGAGCGUCGAUGAAGCCAUCGAUGUUUUGCUGCCGCAGACUCCUGACAAGCUCAGGGAACUCGUGAAGUUGUCGUUUUAUAAGCCUGUCAGGAAUGUGCCCUCCUGCUUUCUCGCCGAUUUCAUUGAUGUAAUGUGCACGGAAAAUCUUCAAGAAAGGAAGGAAUUGAUCUAUGCACUCCACAAGGACAGAAAGCUUUCAGAUCUCCCUAAAAUUUCUCAGCCGACAUUAAUUAUUUGGGGCGAACAUGACCGAAUUUUCCCACUGGAAUUAGGCCAUAGAUUAAAAAGAUAUUUGGAACACAAUGCGGAGAUUGUAGUGCUGAAGAAUGCAGGGCAUGCAAUUAACAUGGAGAAGACAAAGGAAUUCUACCGUCACAUUAAGUCAUUUGUCAGCAGCAGCGCGCCUUCGGCUACUAAGCCAGCGAGAAAUAUCAAUGGCGACAUUUGCAAGGUUGAUGAUGAGGGAGGGGGAAAGUAAUGCAAUUAGUUUGUAGAUUUCUGCGCGCCUAAAUUAAACUCAGGCUGGCUCACUAGAAUUCUUGCGCGCUUGAUGUCUGUUUGUCUUCCAUGGCUGGUUCUCGGCGGCGCGCCCUUUGUGAAUUGAAUACAUUAUGCUGAGGUAUGUAUAGAAACUGAACAUCUGUGCUAGUGUGGAUACAGUUGGAGCUGUUCUUGUUGUGAAAGCAUCUCUACAUAUUGCAAUGUGUAAUGUAUAUGCAUUUUUAUACCAAGAAGGAAGCCUUUGAUGAGGUUUUGUAUCA
Molecule: messenger RNA, 1475 nt
Organism: Andrographis paniculata
Lineage: Eukaryota; Viridiplantae; Streptophyta; Magnoliopsida; Lamiales; Acanthaceae
Exons: 4
Coding region: 212-1192 (326 amino acids)
Molecular function (GO): catalytic activity
Source: RefSeq, a predicted model, not a curated record